Molecule: messenger RNA, 4892 nt
Organism: Zea mays
Lineage: Eukaryota; Viridiplantae; Streptophyta; Magnoliopsida; Poales; Poaceae
Product: probable GMP synthase [glutamine-hydrolyzing]
Biological process (GO): base-excision repair
Molecular function (GO): DNA-3-methyladenine glycosylase activity
Source: RefSeq, a predicted model, not a curated record
GCCUAUCGCUUUCGCUCACGACAUCGUCACAAGCUCACUUUAGGCCGGACGCCUCGCCUCGCUAGCGCGGCUAGGUGUAGGCUACCUCGCUCGCUCCAUGCCGGCGGCGGCGGCUCCCCGCGUGCCCGGCGCCGCCCGGAGGCUGGGCAGGGACAAGCUGGAGCCUCCUACCCCAGCGCGAGGACAACGCCCCCGCGGCGGCGGCCGACAAGGCCAGGAGGAGGCUGCUACCGACGUUGUCGUUGGCCCCGUCCCCGACAAGGGGCGCCGCGGCGGCGUCCACGCUGCUGCGCCAUGGCGCAGCAGCAGUGUCGUCUUCGCUCAGCGUCUCGUGCGCGUCGGAGGCGUCCACCGAGUCGUUCUGCAGCCGGGCGUCCACGGGCAGGAUCGGUCGCCGCCCCGCGGGGCCUCCACGGCGGAGGGCGGCUGCCUCUGCCGGUCCUCCCUCCGCGCGGCCGGCGGCGUCCAGGAAGCCUGCUGGCAGCGUCAUCGUGCCAGGCGGUGGUGCAGCCACUGCUCAGGUGGUGGUGGUGCCGCCGGUGGUGGGCAUGUGGAACGGAGAAUCCAUCGCGACGUCGGCGAGGCCGGUGAAGUGCCCAUGGGUUACCCCUAACACUGGUACGUAGGUGGUCAAAACAAAUCAUGCGUUUUAUGGCAUUUCCGGUAAGCACUACCGGAAUCAAUAGCUUCGCCGAGUGCCUGAAGCACUCGGCGAAGCCUGAAAAACACUCGGCAAAGGUUUUCCCGAGUGUAACGCUCGACAAAGAAGGCUCGGCAAACAGUGCAUCGGCAAAGACUUCUUUGCCGAGUACUUUUUCUCGGACACUCGGCAAAUAUCUUUGCCGAAUGUCAGGGAGCACUCGGCAAAGAAAAGCGACCGUUACGGCGUCGGUUGACGGAGACAGCGGCUUUACCGAGUGUCAACGAUGACACUCGGCAACGAAGAUAUCUUUGCCGAGUGUCUUCCUGGCAGCACUCGGCAAAGCCGCCUUCUUUGCCGAGUGCCAGUUUGGACACUCGGCAAAGAGCCCGCCAGGGAGGGUCCCCAUGUCAGGCUCUUUGCCAAGUGUCCCAAUUGGCACUAUGUGUAGACACUAUGUGGAAUCAAAGAGUUUCAAUGUGGAUCUCUUAGAUUUCUACACAUAGUGUCUCACAACUUUCUCCAAACAUUAUAAAAUUUUUAUCACAGCAUGUACAUAUGAUAUCAUGACACGUGGACAAGUUUCAUGAUUUUCUGACUUUGUUUGUGUUUUAUAUAAUUUUUAAACAUGUGGAUGCCAAGUUCACGGCCAUGUUUAGUGAGCAUGUUGCUCGAAGUGUCCGGUAAGCUUCUGCAAUCGGUCGUAACUUAUGCUAAGUAACAUGAAUAUCAUUUUUUCAUGCACGGUUUUCCAAGUUUCGAGUGACCUGCAGUUCAAAUUUGAAUUUUCCGAAUAAAUUCAAAUAAAUGAACUAAAUCUACUAACUAUGGAAACUAUGUUAUAAUUGUCUACAAAUGAUACAUGUAGGUCUACAUAGUGUAGUAACAUACCACAAAAAGUUUGGAAGACAAAAUUUAAAAAAUGAAAAUACACUUUGCCGAGUGUCAACAGAUGACACUCGGCAAAGAGGGCUUUGCCGAGUGUCUACUAUGUGGCACUCGGCAAAGAAGCCUCUUUGCCGAGUGCCAGCCGUUGGCUCUCGGCAAAGACUGACGGCCGUCAGCUCUGGGACGGCCGCUGACGGCCCUUUGCCGAGAGCCCCCUUUGCCGAGUGUUUGACACUCGGCAAACCAUUCUUUGCCGAGUGCCGCCCUGUGCCGAGUGUUCAGCACUCGGUAAAGAGACUCUUUGCCGAGGGCCUAACUUUACCGAGUGCGGCACUCGGCAAAGCCUUCUUUGCCGAGUGCCCGACAAAAGACACUCGGCAAAGAAGACAACACUCGGCAAAGCCUCAGAUUCCGGUAGUGAAGGGUCAACACCACCAAAUAAGCACAUAUACAUUUACUAGCUUAUCGUACUAUGUACAGGACGCUUUUCACCUUUCUAAUGAUACACAUCAUAUUCGUAGGUUAUUCCUAUAAUCCUAUGUCCAAACCGACAGCACCUUGCGCAAGAACACGUAGCUGCGUCGACAGACACUCGCAUUUUAUGUUACUUCUAUAUAUACAUCAUGAAGAUAAAUCAUACUCACUCCAUUCCAAAUUAGUAUUCUUUUUAGCCUUUGAAUAUUAUAUCUAUGUUUAAAUGUAAGAUAAUAAACUAUAUAUAUAACACAUUCAUCAAGUAUUAUAUGAAUCCAUUAAAACUCUAAAACAAAUUUUAGGAUAGAGGGAGUAUAUAUGUUAAUUUUACGACCUUGAAUGAUAAGACUCCUCGGCCAUCUCGGACUAUGACGGUUAGAUCAUGCUUGACAUCACACAGACGUUUGGUGGCAUAAAGAAUACAAAUGUUUGGUGGGCUGUCGGUUAUUAUCGAGCAACUUGCCAUUUGUUUUUACUUUGCGUCUUUUGUUCAGUACGGUUUUAGCAGCUGGAAGCCAUGAUCACUAUAGAUAAUUUAUGUAGUGCUAUGCUUGGAUGCAAUCUGUUGAAUGCUACUGGUUCUUUGGAGCUUUUGCUUCUUUGUUCCUACUCAUCAGCCAGCCCUACCUGCUAGCCAGCGCUACCUUUGUUCACACACCUGAUAGCCUGUUAGGCUGGGUCCAUGCAUGAACAAAAACUGAUAAACUUUGCUCCUAGCCUCAGCUUUCAGCACUGUGGACAAUAAGUUCAAAUGUUGUAUAUUAUUCAUUUAGGUUUAGUUUGGAAUCUCAAAUCCCCUCCGAAAUUAGAGGAGAUUAAGGGAGAAAUUAGUUCAAACUUCUAGAUUUCAAACUAGCCCUGGGUUGGAAUACUGAAAUACUUGUUAUCAAAUACUCUAAUACAAACCCAUCUAAUUAAUCUAAAAACUUUUAAGGCUACUUUGGAAGCCACAAAACCGGUGAGGAUUUUAGCCCCUUCAAUCCCCUCCGGUUUUUGGACUCUCAAACUAGCCCUCCGGUUUUUGGACUCUCAAACUAACCCUGGUGACAAAAGAACUGGAGGGGAUCCAUAGCCACCAAAUCAGUCAUUAGAAUAUAUCGAGGAGAAAGGGAUUGUAGAAAAUUGAAGAGACUAAAAUAUACUCGCUAUUUAAUUUUAAAAUUAAAUAGAAAAAUGAUUUUAGCACUUUCAAUCCCCUCCAAUACUCUUGGUUUCAAACAAAUCCUCAGUAAAGGUAUUCAACCUUCCCGAAUGAGAGGCUGCUUUCAGCUGACUGUAAGGAGUUCAUUGAUUUGACCUUGCAACAGAUCCCUGCUACUAGGGAUGGCAAUGGGUACCCGAAACCCGAUGGGUAAAAACCCUAUUAGGGCACGGGUAUGGCGGAUUUUGAUACCCAUGAGUAUUUUAUUGGGUCAUUUGUUGUGCCCAUCGGGUAUGGUGGGCGUGGGUAUGUUUUCUAUUGCCCCAUACCCGCUACCCGAUGGGGAACCCGCUAAUAUAUGGCAUGUGGGUCCGGAUUUAUGUCUCAUAUAAAAUGAAUUUGCUCCCGAUGGGUAAAAACCCUAUUAGGGCACGGGUAGAAUCAAUGCUACGUUUUGUGUGAUUUGAAGGCAUGAUAUUGCCAUUUAAUGUUGAAUAUUGUUGAACCUGUGAUAAAAUUAUGUUGGGUUCGAUACAUUUAUUAUGCUAGUACUUAUUUUUGUGAUUUAAAUGAUCCUGUCUAUCGUAAUGUUAAUGGGUAUGGGUACCCGAUGGGUACCCGCUACCCAUGGUGGGUAUGGGUAUGGCGUAAUUUUGUACCCAUGAUGGGUAAUGAGUAUAGGUAUGGGUCAAUUUUUUCCUAGUGGGUAUGGGUAUGGCUUCAUGUGCCCACUGGGUACCUUACCCACUGCCAUCCCUACCUGCUACGCUGCCUUCCAUGACCAAGAGUGGGGAGCUCCAGUACACGACGACAAGAAACUGUUCGAAAUGCUGACUCUGUCUGGUGCACUGGCCGAGAUGGCAUGGCCUGCGAUCCUGAGCAAGAGGGACACCUUCCGGGAAGUGUUCAUGAACUUUGACCCUCUGCUGGUGGCGGAGCUGAACGAGAAGAAAUUCUUGGCGCCGAGCAGCCCUGCUAGCUCCCUGCUGUCGCAACACAGGCUGCGCGUAGUCAUUGAAAACGCACGUGAGUUGCUGAAGGUCAUCGACGAGUUUGGAUCGUUCGACAGAUACUGCUGGAGCUUCAUGAGCGGAAACAAGCCAACGGUCGGCAGAUACCGGCACACGCGGGAGGUGCCGCUGCGGACGGCCAAGGCCGACGCCAUCAGUCAGGACCUGAUGCGGCGGGGGUUCCUCGGCGUUGGGCCGACGGUGGUCUACGCCUUCAUGCAGGCCGUCGGUAUGGCCAACGACCACCUCGUUACCUGCUACCGCUUCGAGGAGUGCUGCGCCGUUGAAUCUUUCGCUGCGUCUGAUGAGGGCUACGCCGGUGACAACGGCAAGAAGCCGCCGCCGGCGGUGGCGAGCGACCAGGAGCAGGAGGUGAGUAUGCUGUGUGGGCUGGUGCAGUGCGUCGCCUUGGAGCCGUCGACGUCGAGAGCCGCCGCCACCUCCACUGUGAUCAGCAGCGUCUCGUAGCAGGAAACUCCGGUUUUACCUGCAUGCUGUUGACUCUAACGCAUGAGUAGGGAGUAGGAGAGUUGAUUUAUUGUUUGCUGCUGACUGCUGUGAUGCAUGCUGCAUGCAUGUGUAGAUAUCGUCGGUCGUUUGUGAUGUACUAUGUACAUGCGUUGUUGUUGGUUUCAGCUUUGAUAAAUGUGUUUGCUCGAGUUGGGUGUGUGUGGAAAAGAUGAACAAGAGGUUUAAUUUCAGAAGCGACGCGAUGUGUAUGUUCACACAUCACGCAUUA